AGAUCACGGACGGAGAUCUAAGCGAACAUGGGGUCACAAGGUGGUGGGAAAGAGUCACGGAGGAAUGGGACAGGCGAGAGGAAAGGGCCUGGAGAAGUUAUUGCGGCUGCGGAACAGGGGAUCGGGAGCCGUAAGCGUGUUGCAAGUGGGUCGGCAAAAGAACGAAAGAAAGCACGGCAACAUAUCCACAUUCAACAAGAACAAGAGCGGGAUACAACAACACCAGAACUUUCUCAGGGUCUCAAUAAAGAGACAUCUAGUGCGGAAACUAGUACGGCACAAUGUAGUGAAACUCCUCUGCGACCAAUAAGCGUGGUCGAGUUUGCCGAAGCUCGGGCAUUUGAAAUCAGCGCACUGCAAAAAGCCUUGGAAAAUUCAACUGAGAACGCUGGGGUUCAGCGAGUCUUUCAAACUGUUCCGCGAUAUAUGCGGCGGAGGGCUGCGAGCCAUAAUGUGAAGCGCCUUCCACAGCGAUUGCGAGAAAAGGCGCUGGCGCAAAUUGCAAAGGACCCGGGAGGGCCACAAAAGAAGAAGGGGAAACCACCCACCCGUCCAAAGAGGCGCAGAACAAAGUCAGCUACGCAGGACUUUGCUCGGAGACAAAUGGGAAAGAGGUGGUUGGAAACACACGUAUGGCACGCUAAAAGGAUGAAGAUGGUGGAACUUUGGGGUUGUAAAUUGGCCGAGCAUCCGAAUGACAAGAGUUCUCGCGCUUCUUUCCGGGCCGCAAAGAACCAAUGUCUGGUCCACGACGCUUCUUACUUUCAAGUUAUCGAGAUCUCGGGACCUGAGCAACUGUUGCAGAUCCUGCUGCGAGACAUCACUGAUCCAACCAUUCCAUCCAUUGGAAGUGCGAGAUACAUUGAAGGGAGUCGCCAAGGUAUGACAUAUCUUUACGGUUACCUACAAUACCCCAAGUCGGCUAUAGCCCCUGCGACGUUUUUAUGGAGGCCGCGUAACGGACGGAAUGAUGAAGGCCGAAGGUUGUGGCUCUGGCUUCAUCCGGCCGUGUAUGAACAUGUACACGACCUUUUGCUGCAAGUGGCCAAAGAGUGCCAGAUAAUUGAACAGGUGACCAUUUGUUCACUUUACGACGAGCUUGUUCGAUUUGAGUUGACCGGACCCAGGACCCACGCUGUUUUGCACCACAUCAUGAAAGUGUCUGAGGACUCCGUGUCCACAGAUGGGACAACAACAAACAUGGCAGCUCGACAGCUAUGGGCGAAGCUUGCACUGUUACGCUCCUCUGCAUCACUGCCUCCAGGGGUCGCGAUCGGCUUGACUAUCCACGACCCUCGUCUGAGCUUUCCACCGAAGAUGCCGCCUCGGAAUGGCAGGAUCUCACCUGAAGUUGAGGCCGAUAUUAACACUUGUCUCAUGGCAUGGCCCGAGGGUGUAGCGGACUCAUCGAUAUGGGAUCCUGCGAUCAGAAAAGCUAGCCUUAUCGGGAAAGCAACGGAGAGUGAUUUGAACGCGAGAAGGGCGCAGGCGCUUAUUCCAGGAACAGCACUCCAGCCUCUACCACAUGACGUGCACGUGCCGAUCCUUCUCCUCCAGCGUAACUAUCUUAUACAGGAAGCCGGGAGUAAAGUUCAGAAAGAAGUUCGAGAACUCGUAGCCGGAUGGGAUCUUGUACUUCCCAAGGGAUGGGCUAUGGAUGUUUGGAAGAGCCUCGUUUUCGCCGGUGUACGCGUUGCAGGUCUCCGCGACCGGCAUUCAUUUCAUUUCGAGGCUGGUUUGCCCUGCUUCCCGUAUGAUUUUCCGGAGACCGCAGCGUACGAGGCUUGGGCAGACAGGGUGCGGCAUGAAGAGGAAGAAGCGUGGAAGCGCACUCCCCAAGGGAAGAAACCGAAUUACAAAGCUCAUGGAGUAAAGUCGCCUUUCGAACCACCUUUCUGGGACUUGGUUGGUUUAGAGCCGGCCAGUCCGCAAGCGAUUGAUGACGAGGUAGUACCUGUGGGUGUGUGCACCGAAGUUGAUGGUGUGACAAAUUCAAAAGGCGAAGAGAAACAAUCCAACGAUAUGAUGGACGUUGAAGAACCGAAUUCGGGUCGCGAUCAACAUAGCAGAGACAGCAGUACUGCUUCAGAGACUAACAAAGCCUGUGCCCAGAGGUUCUCCGGUAUCUGUUCUCGACCAUAUGGCCGAUACCACGUCAUCAACAGUCCGCGCUUGAUUAGCUACUUAAGAACUGCUCUGAGUUCAGCUUCAGUCGAGGCUUUACCCCAACUAUUGAUGGAGGAGGUAGUACGACUAAUCCGCCACCGAUAUGAAAUCCCCAACAAACUCGUCAACCUAACUCUUGAUACCAUGGAACACAUGCUGGUUCGAGUCCGCAUAACCAUGUUACGAAGAGGAACGCCGGGCGAACGCGGUAUCAUUUACUCCGCAACGGAAAAAGAAUAUGAAUUUUGGAAACAUGCUGUGGAGAAAAAUAGUGAUGAUUGUAGUGUCAACGAAGAACAAAAACUCUUGGAUGUGAUACCACCACCUUCAGCUAUCGUGGGCUAUAUCACAACCGGACGAUUCUCCUUUGCGCAAGGACAUGGACAAGCUCUGGGUUGUUGCAAAUUGUCUGGACUACAUCGCAUUGUACAGGAAUGCGAAUCCGCCGGUAGAGAGCACACGCACUUUGUCCUGGUCCGUGGGAUUACUGGACGUUUGUGCCUACCUGCCAUUUUCAAUCUAAUCUCUUAGACACAAUCGAGAUGUCGACCAUGCCACAUGUACAUAUACUAUAUACAAACUAUCUGCUACUAUCAAUCAUAUUGAUAAAAUCUGUGGAUUCUCCUGCCAAAA
Spizellomyces punctatus DAOM BR117 is the source of this 2799-nucleotide messenger RNA. Its product is annotated as ribonuclease P/MRP protein subunit POP1. The coding region runs from base 28 to 2697 and encodes 889 amino acids. The record is from RefSeq and is a predicted model, not a curated record. NCBI's taxonomy places the organism in Eukaryota, Fungi, Chytridiomycota, Chytridiomycetes, Spizellomycetales, Spizellomycetaceae. The transcript is spliced from 7 exons. Gene Ontology annotation, molecular function: protein binding. Gene Ontology annotation, cellular component: nucleolar ribonuclease P complex; ribonuclease MRP complex. Gene Ontology annotation, biological process: tRNA 5'-leader removal.